Molecule: messenger RNA, 452 nt
Organism: Drosophila teissieri
Lineage: Eukaryota; Metazoa; Arthropoda; Insecta; Diptera; Drosophilidae
Product: histone H2A
Exons: 1
Coding region: 18-392 (124 amino acids)
Cellular component (GO): nucleosome
Molecular function (GO): structural constituent of chromatin; protein heterodimerization activity; DNA binding
Source: RefSeq, a predicted model, not a curated record
AAUAAACGCAAAGCAGAAUGUCUGGACGUGGAAAAGGUGGCAAAGUGAAGGGAAAGGCAAAGUCCCGCUCCAACCGUGCCGGUCUUCAAUUCCCUGUGGGCCGUAUUCACCGUCUGCUCCGGAAGGGCAACUACGCCGAGCGUGUUGGUGCAGGCGCUCCAGUUUACCUAGCAGCCGUAAUGGAAUAUCUGGCCGCUGAAGUUCUCGAGUUGGCAGGCAAUGCUGCUCGUGACAACAAGAAGACUAGAAUUAUUCCGCGUCAUUUACAGCUGGCCAUCCGCAACGACGAGGAGUUAAACAAGCUGCUCUCCGGCGUCACUAUUGCCCAAGGUGGAGUGUUGCCUAAUAUUCAGGCUGUUCUGUUGCCCAAGAAGACCGAGAAGAAGACUUAAACGUUUCAAAAGCUGAAAACAUACUUGUACAUAAAAUCGUCAAUCAAACCGUCCUUUUCA